This is a messenger RNA of Aspergillus heteromorphus CBS 117.55, 1857 nucleotides long. Its product is annotated as NAD-dependent epimerase/dehydratase family protein. The transcript has 3 exons. Bases 281 to 1405 code for a protein of 374 amino acids. The record is from RefSeq and is a predicted model, not a curated record. Lineage: Eukaryota; Fungi; Ascomycota; Eurotiomycetes; Eurotiales; Aspergillaceae.
GCUCGAUUAGCUUCCACCCGUCUGCCGUCUGCCGUCUGCCGUCUGCCGUUUACCGCCCCCCUCCUGCGAGGCUACAUCAUCCCUCUCCCUCCCUUACCUGCCCGCCCUUCCGGCUUCCCCUCCCCCUUUUCCUCUCCCCGCAUUCUUCGAUUUGUUUGUGCUCGGGUGCGGGGUGUCAAGACUGCCAGCUACCCACUGAUUGCAUCAAGGCGUCCCGACGAGAAAGUACCACCGGGUGGUCCUGUCAUCUUUUCCCUUUCAAUAUUUAUCACAUUCCACAAUGGCCGACGACCAGAGCAAAAAGCCGGCCGUCCUGAUUGUUGGCGGUCUCGGAUUCAUCGGUCGUCAUCUCGCUCUCUAUCUGCAUGAAAACAACCUGGCCUCGGAGGUCCGGCUAGUGGACAAGGUCCUCCCCCAGCUGGCAUGGUUGGCCCCUGAGUUCCAGGAAGCUUGUUCAAAAGACAAAUUCGUCCAGGCCGACGCUAGUCGCGAACAGCACUUCCCCCGUAUCUUUGACCGUGCCAACGGCGAACAGUUCGACUAUGUGAUCAACUGCGGUGGUGAAACAAGGCAUUCGCAGCCCGAUGAUGUUUACGAGGUCCGCAGUUACGCCCUUGCCGUUGCCCUGGGCCGUGAGGUUGCCCGUCGAGGCAUCCGCUCCUUCGUCGAGUGCUCGACCGCCCACGUCUACAAAGGUGGCUCAGGGAAGCGCAAGGAGGAUGACAAACUGCAGCCAUGGCAUAAGCUGGCCAAGUGGAAGAUGAAGGCUAGCGAUGAGCUGCAAAAAAUCCCGGGUCUGAACUACGUGCUGCUUCGCCUGCCCCACGUUUACGGCGAGUACGACUCGGGCUACUUUGCGAUGGGCAUCUGCCUGGCACGCGUCCACCUAGAGCUGCAGAAGAAUCUGGAGCUUCUUUACACCAAGGAUCUGAAGAUCAACACACUCUACGUUAGAGAUGCCGCGAGUGCUUUAUGGAAAGCCGCGGAAUGGAGGGCAAAGGCUCCGACAGACGGAUCCGCUCCUACUGCCUUCAAUGUGGUCGACCAUGGCGACACCCGCCAAGAGGAUAUUGCUCAAGCCUUGUCGGAGGUGUUCCAGCUCAAGUGCGAGUUCCUUGGUUCUCUGGCAUCUCAGCUUGCGAAAUUGAACCUCGAUGAUGUUGUGGACGACAUGAACGAGGAAUGCUUGCAGGGAUGGGCCGAUCUACUUGAAGAGAAGAAGAUCGAACGGCCAGGGCCCAUUAGCCCGUUCCUGGAACGGGACGUGCUCAAGGACCAAGACAUGUCCCUUGACGGCACGCUUUUCGAGACGACCACGGAGUGGAAGCCCACCCGGGAGCGCUUCAACGCUGAUGCCGUGCGAUCCAUGGUGGACAGCUACCAGCGAAUGGGCUGGUGGCCAUAGACGAGGUGGCCGUGAUAUUCUGCGUCACCUUCUCGACCCAACCUCCUCUGCCAGAGAGUUAUUAAUAGCAGCCGGACUGACGACCUCUCCGACUGCUGUUACGGAGUUGACCUGGCUUUCUGGCAAAAAGCACAUAGACCUGUCGCAUCGGCGUCCCCUCAUCUCCAGUUCACAUGUUGUAUACCACGGGCCGUUCUGCCUUUACGUGUAAUAUUCUGUUUGAGUCUCUGGGUUUUCCUUCUUGAGCAACUGGUAUGUUCGAUAUAUAUAUUUUUUGUCUAACAUUCUUCUAUGGCUGGCUGGGUUGAAUGUUCCAUCUGAUUGAUUAUGAACAUGAUUCACAUCUAGACUACUUGAAAUUUCUUGCACUGCAUAUGGAUGGGUUGAGCCUGUCCGUGAACACUUCUCCUGGUCCCUUUUUUGUUUCUAUAAUUCCACUCGUCUGAUUGCGU